UCCUUCGCUUGGAAGGAACCACCACCGAGAGCCGGAGGUGCCGGUUGCCUGGUUUUCCUCACUCAUGUGAAGUUGUCCAUUGGGAUCUUUGUGUAUUCUACUUGCUCUACCCGAGCCCAGGAUGGAAGGACCAUGCAGUGGUUUGCUUCCCAUUGAGCUGGUCAGGGUCUCUUCCAGUGCCUGAAUGGUUCUUCCUCCAGUAGCCUCCACCGAGAAGAGGGCUCCAGGCUGUGAAACCUCCAACGUCUCCCAUUACAACGAUGGCACUGCUGAAAGUCAAGUUCAACCAGAAGAAAAGGGUAAAACUCGCCCAGGGCCUAUGGCUCAUGAACUGGUUUUCGGUGUUUGCCGGGAUCCUUGUGUUUAGCAUGGGAUUGUUCCUCAAAAUCGAGCUCCGCAAGCGAAGCGAAGUGAUGGACAAUUCUGAAAGCCACUUUGUGCCCAAUUCCCUGAUACUGAUGGGUAUAUUAUCCUGCGCCUUCAAUGGGUUUGCUGGCAAAAUCUGUUACGACUCUCUGGAUCCCACUAAGUUUGCCAAGUGGAAGCCUUUGCUGAGACCUUACCUGGCUCUCUGCUUCCUCUUUAACAUCCUCCUCUUCUUCGUUGCCCUGGUUUGCUUCCUCAUGCGGGGCUCUCUGGAGAGCACCCUGGCCCAGGGGCUCAAGAAUGGCAUGAAGUUCUACCGGGACACAGACACACCAGGAAGAUGCUUCAUGAAGAAGACCAUUGACAUGCUCCAGAUCGAGUUCAAGUGCUGUGGGAACAAUGGAUUCAAGGACUGGUUUGAAAUCCAGUGGAUCAGCAAUAGAUACCUGGACUUCAGCUCCAAGGAGGUGAAAGACCGCAUCAAGAGCAACGUGGACGGCAGGUACCUGGUGGACGGUGUCCCCUUCAGCUGCUGCAACCCCAGCUCACCCAGACCCUGCAUCCAGUACCAGGUCACCAACAACUCCGCUCACUACAGCUAUGACUACCAAACAGAGGAGCUCAACCUCUGGCGCCGCGGCUGCCGGGAAGCCCUCCUGCAUUACUACAGCAGCAUGAUGAGCUCCAUGGGUGCUGUUGUCCUCCUCGUCUGGCUCUUUGAGAUGUCGGUGAUGGCUGGCCUGCGUCUGCUGCACACCUCCUUGGAGAGCAUCCCAAACCCUGAGGAUCCCGAGUGUGAAAGCGAAGGAUGGAUCCUGGAGAACAGCCUGAAGGACACCCUGAAAUCUGCACUGGAGAGCUUGAAAAAGCUGGGUAAGUUCAACCAGGUGGAAGCAGAAGGAGAAGGGGCCGAAGGAGAGGAAGGUGGGAAGACAACAGCCAUCACAACCGUCAGUUGA
Melopsittacus undulatus (budgerigar) is the source of this 1325-nucleotide messenger RNA. RefSeq names its product peripherin 2 (gene PRPH2). Bases 261 to 1325 code for a protein of 354 amino acids. The record is from RefSeq and is a predicted model, not a curated record. Gene Ontology annotation, biological process: visual perception. Lineage: Eukaryota; Metazoa; Chordata; Aves; Psittaciformes; Psittaculidae. Gene Ontology annotation, cellular component: plasma membrane. The transcript is spliced from 3 exons.